GGAGAGAGUAGAGUAUCAGGGCCACCCUCAUAUAAUACAAGCCCCAGUUGGCCCUUUCACUGGUUUUUCGUCUCUUUCUCUCUCCUCUCUCUUCCUCCCACAAAAGGAAGAGCAGGAAAAGGGUGGAACUGAUAGUUCCCUCUUUCUCUCUCAUGAAAAGGCGAAUUGGGUGUGGAAGAAUAUUACUUUUCAUGGAAGUUUUUCAUGGUGGGUAGCAAAAAAACAGGGGUUAGAGACCUGCAGCUAGUUGCAGGUUGAUGGGUUCAGAAGCUGGGGAAGAAUUAGGAGAGAGAAAGAAAGAUGGGGAGAAGGUGGGGAUAGUGUUUGAGUGGAAGCCAUGGGCCUGUAACUUCUUCUUGAACAGGAGUCCCAAACCAUGGUUGAUCUUUCCUGCUCCUUAAACAAAUAGGCCAGGCGACUUGAUCCCCUCAAGAGAAGAAGGUCCAUACUUUCUCUCUCUUCUCUCUCUCUCUCUAAAUAUUGUUCUUGUUCGGUUAUAUUGAAUUUAUAUUUGAGGGAAGAGACCAUGAAGAGGAUGGAGAGCUCGGAUUCAUUGGGUGCCUUGAUUUCAAUGUGUCCCUCUGCAGAGGAGAAGAAUGGUGGUGGGGGUUACAGUAGCAGGGGAUUUCAGAGCAUAUUGGAUGGGUUUGAAGAGGAGGAGGAGUGUGGGCAAGCUUCGGAGAAGAAGCGGAGGCUCAGCGUCGAUCAGGUGAAAGCUUUAGAGAAGAAUUUCGAGGUGGAGAACAAGCUGGAGCCCGAGCGGAAGGCGAAGCUGGCUCAAGAGCUCGGCCUUCAGCCGAGGCAGGUGGCUGUUUGGUUCCAAAACAGAAGAGCCCGGUGGAAGACGAAGCAGCUCGAGAAAGAUUACAACCUGCUCAAAGCCAACUACGACAAUCUCAAAAUCAACUUCGAUAAUGUUAAGAAAGACAAGGAAACUCUCAUGGCUGAGCUGAGAGGUGUGAAGGAGAAAGUGGGCGGUAGAAAGAGCGGCGGUGGUGGUGGUAGCGGCGGAGGAGACGCCAAUAAGGAGGCGUUUCCGGACCCGCAAGACGCGCUUGCACCCAUUCCCACGAGCAAAGACACGGAGGAUUUGAAGGGCCACACCAUGGACGGCCAGGAUCGCUCCACAGGCAUAUGCCCCGACCUGAAGGACGGCUCGGAUAGCGACUCAAGUGCCAUACUAAAUGACGAAAAUAGCCCUCUCCACCACCCCCAAAGCCACCACUAUCAUCGCCCCCAAACACUGCUCUCUUCUGUCUCUUCUUCUUCGGCUAUAAUAGCAGAGGCGGCGCCACCCACUUCACCGCCUCCGCCUCUUCCAUUUUUAUCUCUCCACCACCAUCACAGCAACAACUACCACAUCUUCUCUUCUUCAUCCUCGUCUUCUUCUUCAACAAAUGGAGGGGUCACUCGCUUUUACCCGUCUCCAUUCGCGAGGAUGGAGGAGCACAAUUUCCUGAACGCCGACGAGUCCUCCUGCAACUUCUUUGCAGAUGAACAGGCCCCCUCUCUUCCAUGGUACUGUUCCGACCACUGGAAUUGAGCCCACCUCUUUCUCUCUCUACAAAAACCCACUUUUCUACCCUUUUCCAUUUGCUUUGUCCUCCUGCUAGAGAGAGAAAAGCUUCUCUGAUUCCUAAGUGGGAUUGGGUGCAUGGGAAUGGGUCCUUUCAUCUUUUCCCUUCUCUCUUUCUUUCUUGAAUUAAAUUUUAUUUUCUUGUUUAAACUCUGUAAAAUGGAGAUGCAUGUAGUAUAUAACCAGCAAGCUUCAGCACUUUAGUAGUCAGUGUAAAAAGGUUUUUCAUGUUAGAGAGAGAAACUCGAAAGGGGAGGAGCACGAAAGAGAGAGUGUGCAAUGAUAUCAAAUAAAAGAGAAAAAAAAAAGAGCAGCUGGGUCUCGUCAAACUACCCAGACUUUUCGUUUC
Messenger RNA from Amborella trichopoda, 1925 nucleotides. RefSeq names its product homeobox-leucine zipper protein ATHB-16. The record is from RefSeq and is a predicted model, not a curated record. Gene Ontology annotation, cellular component: nucleus. Gene Ontology annotation, biological process: positive regulation of DNA-templated transcription. Lineage: Eukaryota; Viridiplantae; Streptophyta; Magnoliopsida; Amborellales; Amborellaceae. Gene Ontology annotation, molecular function: DNA-binding transcription factor activity, RNA polymerase II-specific; sequence-specific DNA binding.